Pseudomyrmex gracilis is the source of this 16644-nucleotide messenger RNA. RefSeq lists its product as uncharacterized. The coding region runs from base 2586 to 14615 and encodes 4009 amino acids. Gene Ontology annotation, cellular component: membrane; cytosol. Gene Ontology annotation, molecular function: RNA binding; SH3 domain binding. The record is from RefSeq and is a predicted model, not a curated record. The transcript is spliced from 8 exons. Lineage: Eukaryota; Metazoa; Arthropoda; Insecta; Hymenoptera; Formicidae.
UAGUAUACACAAAAAAGAAGAGAAUCGAUACUAAUAUAUUAUAUAUAUAUACAUAUUUAUUAUUUUCUACAGAAAGCGCUCUACAAAAGCUAAAUGUAUAUUUAUCUCUAUGUAUAAUAAUUAACCGUGUACUUUGUUUUGGCUCAUUAAAGAGCAAUUAUGUAUUUUAUUCAAUAAUUGAAUUCUAUAUACAAUAGUUGAUACAACUCAACGCGCGAAAGGUGCUGCAAAAUUCUCAGUGUAAUUUGAGUUUCGUGUGUAACGUCGCGAAUUUUACGUGCACACAUUAAAUGUUAUUGCAAAAACAAAUUUUAACGUGAAAAUACGAAAGAUCUUGCACAAAUUCUGCUGUACGUGUAAUUGAUCCUUUGAAUUAAACUCGAAAUGAUUUCACGUUUGUGUUCAAGAGAAAAUCCCACUUCUGUCAUCAGAAAAGAAAAACAAAAAAAAGUAAAUUUGUUGUCCAAAGACAUCUUCUACUAUAUUGCAUUAAUUGUACACACAUUUCUGUAUAAUGGACUGUACAUUUUACUGCACAAUAAAAUUUGUGAUUGAUUGCUGCGAGAAAUGAUUUUCGUGGUUUCUUGCUUGUUUCUUUUCCAAAAAUCCAAAAACUUGUCGAAAUAAUUUAAAAUAUCUAGUGUAAAAUUUGUUUGUGUAAAAAAAUCUGCGUUGUCGACAAUUAAAAGGCCGUCGAAAUACGUAACAAAACCUGAAACAAAGAAAAAGAAAUUGAGUUUGCGGUAACUUGACGCAUUAUUUAACCAUCAAUUACUCUCGUAAUUGACUUUCAUAUAGUGGCUUUGAAUAAUAUCACGAUACUUAUACGCACAUUUUAAGCAACAAAAGGAGAGCUGCGUUUUACACCGCAGACAAAGAAUACAUGGUUCCGCUGAAUAAUUUAUGGGCGUAUUCUAUUUUGAAACUAAAACCCAGUCCUCAAUAAAAAAUGAUUUAUAAUAAAAUUUUAUUUUUAACAAUGUAAUCGUCUCAAGCGAGACGUUUAUUACGGAGAAACAUCUUUACUGAUAAUCAAAAAUGCGAGAUUAUUGCGUUAAUCGUUAAAUUGUUACAAAUUUGCGUUAUAAAAAAAAGAAAAAAAAAAACGCCGAUUCAUGUUCAAAUUUCUUUUGAAAACAGCUGUUCGAGCGGCGAUCUCGAAACGAGUUUCAAAAAACAGCGCGAAACAUCAAAAAUCGACCAAUUAUACCGCGUUAUAAUGCAAAUAAUAUGGCAUGUUAUCCACAUCCGUCACGUUGUUAAGGUGACUGGUUGCCCCUCAUUUGCACAGUGUGAGCGCAUGCGGCGUAUGUGUCGCGACGACACACAGCUUCGUUCUCCGCGUUCCCGUUGUGUGUUGGCCAUCACUCCGGCGAUUUUUCCAUUAUUUACACAGCAGCACUGAGGGCCUUCGUGUUCAGUUCUGUGCGCGCGUAAUCUCUGGUGCGUGGUGUUAAAUCGAACCGCGGUAAUCGCGUAAAUACAAACGGGAAGAGACAAAUUGCGUCACACGCGAAAAGUGCGAGAGCAUUUCGCGCUUAUUUGACACGAACAGGAUGCCGCAGGAUCCCGUGUGUUGGUAAUAAGAAGGAAGAUCGAUUCCCCGCGAUCUUUCUCUCUCUCUCUCUCUCUCGUUCUCUCUCUCUCCUCUCCGCGCGAAAGUGCCUUCUCAAUCGCGCGAUCUUCCCCGACGUCGUUUUUCAUCGCGUCGCACACACACACACACACGCCAUAAUAAAAACUCGAACGGAAUAGUGAGUGGUGUGGGUACGUACGUGCGCAGCACAAGGGAGGACCGUGAGAGACUCUUGAUUGCGAUUCUAACGAGAUCUUACGAGAUCGGAGCAAACAAACGACGAACACGAGAGAAAGCUCACGAGAGGUGCAACGAAACACCGUGCUUGCCGUGCUCGUCUCUUACUACGGAGUUUUUUAACAGAAUUUGGACUGUGCAUCUCACCUCGAGAAGUUUGAAAGAACGACUGUUCUGAUUUUUGUUUUUAAUUCGUUACUUAUAUACGUUGUCAAAUCGGAACAUCGGGAUCGAACUCGUUUCCGGAGGCCGACCAUUUGACCAUUUGAGGAAUUGAGUCGAACGCGUACGGCGUACCAGUUGGUGCGAAGGGACGACCGAGAAUUUUAUUGACAUUUAACGCCCUGGAAACACUGCGACGAUCGUUCGAACAAACAUCGGAAGAAAGAAUCGGGGAUCGCUCUCGAAGCAAAGCUUUUGCGAAGAAGAGAUAUUUUAGUUAAUUCCGAAAAGAGGGAACGUGAGUGACGUGCCGUGAAGGUUAGAACGCCCGUCAUUUGGAAGAAACGUUUUUAUCGUGCGAAAAGGAGAAAGGGAUCGAUAUGGUGACACGCGCGAAGAUAACGUGCUAAUUUUUGAUACUUGUUCUUCUCGCGAAUUUGCCGUGAUGAAAACUUUAACUUAACGAAGCGUGCGGUUCGCGAAGGAGAUGCGCGACGUUGUCUCAACGUUGAUUCGUCAAAAAAUCGUAUGGUGUCAGUUUGUAUAGCAAGUGGUUUCGUUUAGUUUGUCAAUAAGACGACGACGAGUCUGAGUCUCAACAGAGAGUGUGAUGAGUUAUAACGGCAAUAACAACAACAACAGCUUUCCUCGUAAGAGAGGCUUCGGUCCGAGAGGCGCGCACGGGAAAGGCAUCUUCAGGUCCCGGUUCUUGCAUCCGCCUCUGCGACACGUAGCGCCGCCACUGAGACAUGGACAGCCCAGGCCAUUGGGCUGGAAAUUGAAUAAUGUAUUUUAUCCGCCCUUUCGUGGAAAUCCAAAGUUCAGACCGCACAAUGGACGUGGAAGGGGCAUCGGUAAUAUCCGAUUUCCUCCUCCCCAUCGAUUGCCCGUGCCUCCGAACUAUAUGUUCGAGGACGACAUUAUACUGGAUGAUAACGAGGAAACUCACGUUAAUUCUACGCCCUUACUGCCCUUACCCGGUUCUGAGGAAGAACGACAGUUGAAGAUAACCGAAGCCGCGGAUCGUUUGAAGCAAAAGUUAUCUUUUAGCAAGGACAAGGAACAUAAUAUUCAUAACGAGGAUGAUGUGCCUGAUCCUUUGGAAGAUGAUUGUUUAAGAAACAACCAAACUGACUUUGACGUGACGUGCAAUGAUCUGAAAGAUGAGAGAAACAUAAAUCCUGAUAAUUUGAGGCCUGAUAUUAUACAACAUCAUGAAGCGGAAUCUGAGGAAUUUGCUGACUGCAGAAGAAACGACGUGAUAUUAAAUGAGAACGAACAUGGAUCUCAGUUGGAAGAGACCAAUGAUCAAGUGAGAAAUUUGGAUGAUUUCUCCGGGUACGAAGUAAUUGACAGAUGGGAUUGUGACGAGUCAGUAGAUAAUUCUUGUAAUUUAGAGCAAUCGACGCUGUACCAAGAGAGUAACAUAGUCGAGAGUAGGUCGUUAGAUUUAAAUCUUCAAUGUCAGUACGACGAAUCUUUGACCGACAAUGUGCAAGAUCAGUGCGGACAACAGCAGGAUAUUCCUCAAGAUGUCUCUCAUGAAGUACCCCAGGAUAUACUUCAGGACAUCCCUCAGGAUGUUUCUCAUGAUAUUCCUCAAGAUAUUCAUUGUCAAGAUGUUUUUUGUCAGAACAUUAGUCAGGACACCUUUCAGAAUGUCUCUGAAGAGAAUGAAGUCAAUCCAACGGAUGUCGUGAUAGAACAACAAAGUGAAUCUGAAACACCAAUUGUGCAGGAGGUUUCUUUUUUACCUAAUCCAAUAGAUCAGAUUAUUUUGCAGGACGAACAGGAGCCCGUUUUGAAUCCGGAGAAUCGAGAAGACGCUUUGAAUUGUUGUGUCUACCCAGAAAAAUCUGACUGCAAUGAUGAUUGCACAUUGGAGGAUUGUACGUUGCCGGAAUCUGUGCAAGUUGAAAUUUCCGUGUUAAACGACGUCACGUCGUUAGACAAUCAAUCGUCAGGAAUACAUGACAAUUCCUUCCACAGUGGACCACCGAACUUGUCUCCACCGGUAGACACCACCGAGCUGGAACUGCCUGCCGAUUUUGAUCCGACUACUCCGCCGCCGAUACUUCUGAAGCAGGAUCAGCCGCGCGCUUUGCCACUGCCUCUCGAUUUACCGCCGUUGUUCAAUCCUGCGGAACCGCCGCCAAACAUGAGACAUCUGAUCGGACCAACGACCUCGCCUUGCGAGAACAUGAAUCAUCCGUGGAACAUUAAUAAUCAAAAUCCGAUACCUUACAAUGCGGAAUUAAAUGUACACGUGGGAUUCACGUCUCCGAUGUCUUUUGAAAUGACUAGUCCGAACAACGUUUAUCUGUCGCCUAUUGUUGGCGCGAACAACUUUUCCUCGUUUGUUCCUAUGAUGCCGAACAAUCAUCCGGUUAUCAACGCGAAUAUUCCGCCUGUAAUGCAACCAAGCAGUCAUCCGGCCAUCAACACGAAUAUUCCAUCUCAUAUGCAAAUAGAAAUUCCAAAUGCAGCUCCUCAGCUGCAAGUGGUUCCAUUUGCGCAAUUAACGGAACCUUCUGUUCCCCCGCCACCUCCCGAGGACAGCAAAGACGACGGACUUAACGACAUGGAGGAAGCUAUGAAGUUCGCGGAACAAAUGACGAGUUUAACGGCGAGCAAACCGGAACAGUCGGAAUCCAGCUCUCUUAUCGAAAACAGUUCUGUCAACAUUAUUAGCAACAUAGAGACCAUAGAGUUGCCCCCAGAAAAACCGAAGACCAAGUCGAAGAAGCUCAAAAGAAAAACAACAGACGACACCAAGGUACCUGAAGAAAAAACACCAUCGAAGCAUUUGCCGUCGGUAGAAACUACAACGCCAGAUGCGACCGAGAGAUCCAAAGACUCGUCGCUGAUACCUGACGACCAUCGACCUAAAGUAGUGUUUAACUUAAAUAAUACAUCAAAACUGGUACGGUCUACGAUCACGCGUCAACAAGAGAGCGUCAACGAGACAGCGAAUAACAAAAAGAGUUCGAUACAAUCCGUGGAAUCGAAGAGAACGACGCAAGCGAGACCCUCGGUAAGUGACAGAAACUUGGAAAAUACGAGACAAAAUAAGGAAUCGAAUAGAAAUUCGAAGAGACAGGAAAACAAACCGGAUGGUAGCAAAGCGACCGCGAAUCCGAAUGUCGUGUCACGGAAGAAAAAGCAAGAAAACUCCGAUUAUGCGGAAAAAUCAUCUGGCGUCGCGAGCGUCGGUUCGUUGAAGAGUCGCGUGGCGGAGCAACAAGACGAGAGCAACAAAAGCGCGAUCUCGGACACCACUUGGAAGGACAAGGUCAUCAACCGACUGUUGAAGAUGAGCACAAACGAGAUCUACAACUUGGUGAAUAAUACUAGUCUCAGAAAGUUCAAUCUCGUGAUGAAGCGUCUAGUCAAAGAGAAGAAGUCCACGUUGUCGCUUGAGAAGAGACACGAGCAGGACGAGAAGAUGAAGAUGUACGAUCGGCAGGAGUUUAUCAAGCAUCUGAACGCGAUGCUGGACACCGACGCCGUCGUGUCCAUUACGGAUUUGCCCACGGAGUUCAUACAGCACCUGAACGAAGCGUUGCAAAUGAACGUGCAGACGAACUUUCAAGCGGAAUCCGCCGCGUCGGCGGCGACGGCGGCGGCGGCGGCGGCGGCGGCGGCGGUCGCCGCUACGAGCGGUCAAAGUAGUCAUUCGGACGCUGCGAAUUAUGUCUCUAAUCCCACGACGCAAGUCGCGGAAUACGCAAAUAGAACAGCGCUGUCGGUCAACGAUGUUGGUCAAGAAUGCGCGAGAACUAAGAGCGACGCGAAAACGAGAUAUGCCGCCAGGGGCGCGAAGACGCGCAAUUGUAAAAGUAAUAACUCCAAUUUACGAACCGACACGCCUCCUAAUUCCUCCUCUGGCGCGCGGACUCUGCAUGCUAUUAAAAGUAACGACGUUUCCGCGAGAACUGAUGUCGCAGCCGCGCGGGUGCAAGAUGUUGUUAUUAGAAAUAACGUUAAUCCGCAACAUCAAAAUGACACGUCGAGCAUUGUCGCGUCUUCUUCCGAUUCGAUUUGCAACAAUUUAUUGAGUCUGCAGCAUGAUGUGGAUGAUAUAUUUUCAGAAGUGACCAAGAAGUAUCAGCAGCCCGCGGAUAAGAAGAAACGCGCGCGCUGCAGCACGUCCGACGACGGGACGGUUUUCGCUCGAGCCCAAGACAAUUUCGAUCAGAGUUUGACGCGCAAUACGGAAAAUUGCAUACGCUGGCUCGAGGGUUGUGACAGAUGGAAGAAAAAAGAACGGGAGGAACCGCGCUACAGAAAUCUCACGAGGGAGGAGUGGUUGGCGAAAUAUGGGACUCAGGCCAAUCCGACGUCUCCAGUUACGACAACGUUGACGACAACAACAACAUUACCUACGACAACGUUGCCUACGACAGCCCAGGACACUGCCAGAUUCGCGCACUUGUCAAAACAACAAACGAAAAAAUAUCCUCUUCAACGUCGCUACUCGUCGGAAUCGUUAAGAUUCAACGCGAGACAGAGCCGUUCCCUAGAACGUGACCAACAGACGCAACCGAGACGUCACAGUGAUGAAAGAAGACACGUUGCGAGAUGCUCGGAAAACGAUCGCGACAGCAGCAGCAGCAGUAACAGCACAAGCGACAGCGGGAACAGCAACGACAAUAAUAAUACGAACGUUACGAAAUUGUUGCGGGUUAUAAAAGAGAAUGAGAAGGUCGCCAAAAAGAGGUCGCUGAACGAGCAGAUGAGAGACGAGAUAAACGCCGAGAUCGAGCAGGAGCGCAAGAGAAAAGCGAAGAGAUCGCGAAAGAAGAACAGUAAACACAAACGUGAGAAGAGGUUGCGUCACAAGAAGAAGAAGAGCAAGAAAGCGAAGAGCUUUACCAACUCUUCGGGAUCGGACGAGGAGGAGAGCGAGGAGGAAACGCCGACGCGAUUGCUGACGGCGGACGAGAUCAAGAAGGAGGUGGACGAUCAGCAGGUCGCUCAGCAGGUGAUGAUCAAGGAGGAGGUCGAUAUCGGUCAGGACGAGAAUAUCGAAACGACGUUCGCGAACGCGAUUGGCAGCGCGAUCCCGAUGGAGAAUAGACCGAGUACGUGUUUGUCGUCCCGCGGUGGCAGAUUGAACUCCCCCGCCACGCGUGAAAAUCCAGCGGCGACUAUAAAUACCGUACAAUUACUUGUCGCCGAAGAUAGACGACUGCAAACGACGCCAGCUUCGCCGACGACGAAGACGAAGGCGCAGCUUAAACAAAUGCCAGAGACAACUCACAGAAAUGAAGGCAAGAUACGUCCGAACGUGUUCACCAGCGUGCCGCGGGACACGAUAAGUGCGGCGAAUCUGGCGGCAAAUCUGGAGAAACCCUGUCCAACUGCGACGGUGCCCGUUCGCGACGACAAUAAGAUCGUCGACGUCCCGUCAACGUCGAUCGCCAAUUCCGGAUUCGGUCGAAAUCCCGACGUGACGAUCGACAACAACGCGCAGGAAUCCGCUCGAAAUGCGACAGCAAAAUUAUUACCCGAUGACGUGCGCGCUUCCGACCGUCGCGAUGAGAAACGCGAACGAGCGUCGAGUGAAUCGUCCGCGGCCGCUAUCAACACCGAGGCCGAUAACAAGAUAUGCGAACCAACUAUCUCACUAUCUGUUGCUGACGUUGCGUCGAGCGCGGAAGAGCCGACGAUGAUAUCGAUGGACGUGUCGGCGGACACGGCGAGUCAAAAGUCGAGCAAGAAGAUCGAUCUGAAAACGUAUUACGAGCGCACGAUACGACGUCGCAUAAGCGAGCAGAGCAAGAAGAGAAACGUGAAAAACGAGUCGAUCGAUGAAAAUCCGGACGUCGAAACGGAAACGAGCGAGUUGUCCGCGGCGACAGUUCCGCAACGCGACAAUUCGUCAAAAUCGAAACGAUCGUCGGAAACGAAAGCUGCUCCAACGACGAGAAAAAAAUCGAAAAGUCCGGCCGAUGCCAAAAAAUUCAUCAACAUUCGAUCGGAAGGGAGCAAAGAGUUGAGAUUAAAAAGAUUAUCGAAUCCGAUCAAGAAGGGGAAAAGAAAGACCGCGUCGAAAUGCGCGACUAAUCCCGUCUCGACGGAUAUUAAUAAUUCGUCUUUGCAAGAAACAACAGAAACAAUCGGAGAUACGACAAAGACGGAAGAUAAAAUGGAAGAGAAAACGAUUGAUGAAAAAGAAAUCGAUAAUAUUGAUUGUCACGGUAAUCACAUUGAUAGUGCGAACAACAAUGCCAACAGCAAUGUUGAUAAGGCGGUCGAGGUGCAGGCGAGUAACAACGAUGGCGGUGCCGCGAUAAACGAAUUGUCAACAAAUUGUUUGGAAAAAAUUAUCGACAAUAUUGACGAUCGCAAAUUAUUAUCGCGCGAUUUGGACGAUAAGCCGGAAGAAUGCUCGGCGACGAACAAAGAGAAGGAUGUGGUCGAACAAAGAAACGUCGACGAUGCAGAUAAUGUAAAAAAUAAUAGCGAGCAACCGUUGGUCGAAACGGCGACGCGGGAGAGCGUUGAGGAGACGACGUGCGCGGGAAACGACGCGGAUCAACGACGCGCGGCAAGUGGUUGCGAAGUCAUCGCGGAUGGGGAAACUCGGAAAGACGAGGACGACGCGUCGACGACGACGGCGACGACGACAACGACGACGACGACGACGACGGCGGCGGCGACGGCGACGGAAUCCAACGUUGUCGUUGACGACGAGAGCAAACCUUUGCAAAAGAAUCCUCGAAAAUUGAAGAGAAAAAAUUUGAUUCCGUCGAGUCAAGCUCAGAUUGAAAAAUCGAAUAAUCAUCAAUCAGACACAACGGAAAAUAAAAACGCGACCCCUCGAUCGACCCGCGAUAUCGAUUCGCAGAACAAAGAGAACCGGGAAUUGAUAAGCGCUUCUGCGACGAGCAAUAUCAACAACAAGGAGGUCAACAAUGCGAAACCGAUGAUUUCGAAGGACGUCGCGACGUGCAACAAGCCCGCGAGUAAAAACGAUAAUAAUUCGUUGGUGAAGAAAGCCAUCAAGAUGUCGAGCGAAAAUGUUAAUCACGAGCAUCAGGGCGCGGCGACGAGCGCGGAUAAUAACCCUGAGGUCUUGUCACCGGAGAGUUUGGCGAGCAACCCGUUCAAAGGUUUUCUCCAGGAGCCCGUGAUGGAUUUCGAGCAAUCCGGUUUGUUCAAUUUCAGUCUGAACGAGAUCGACACCGAUAAGAGCAAACUGUUUUUGCACGACAACAGUAUAAAUUCUAUCGUUACGCAAACCGUGAAUUCCACGAUGAUGAAACUGGAGCGACCGCGGGAAAAUUACGACGACGAGAUACCGACGGAUUACACGGAAGAUGUGGAUAUUGGCACCGGUGAGAAUUUUAAUAUCGGUUUCAGCAGCGACACUUUACUCGCCGCGGAUAAGGAGUGCGCGACAAGCGACGAGAAACCCGACGCUCUUACGGAUGCUGACGAGUGCGGCGAAGUGGUGGCCGCGAUAAAGUCACCGAGCGAGAUAGUCGGAACCGCGUCGUUGCACGUUGACGAGAACAACGACGCGAACAGCAGCGAGACGGACAAGCAGCUAACGCUCAAAGAUUGUUUGUCGACCGCGUCUAUGUUCGUCAACGAGGACAACGACGAGGAAUUGUCGAUUCGGGACGCUAGUCGUAUAAAAAAUCUCAAGAGCAAACUCAAGACCGCGACGGAUCCGAGUCUGUCCGACGCGUUGGACACCGCCGCGGUUUCGGACGACAAUCUGAGAUUGACGGAGACGACUCAUCAGGUCGCCGAUCAUCUAAACAAUCCAAUGUAUCUCGAGACGGACGCGUCUUCCGAGAAAACUUGCGACAAACUGCCGGAUUUCGAUUCCGACGCGCAGCUCGACAACAUGUUUUAUCUGGACGAGCGUCUGCCGAGCGCGACCGAGUUCGACAACAAGGACGACGCGUCCUUUCCGGUCAAUCCGCCGAGCCCCCCUCAGUACGGUCUCGUCCCGGCUGUUAUCCCGCCGGAAAUGACGACAAUUACAUCAUGCGGAGGAAUGUUAUCGCCUGACGAGGUGCGUAAGACCGAGCGUUACAACCUGAAACCGGCCGAUAACGAUUUAAUGAUCGGCGCGCCGGCGGCGGGUCAUUCCCCGGCCGGAGCCGAGGAGACGAGAACGUCGUCGGUCAUUCCGACGAAAGCCGCUCUGAAAGAGGUUGUUGCGACCAACGACUUUGCGCGAUUGCCGACCAACCUAUCGGCGGAGAGAGCGGCGCUCGAAAUGUUCGAAAAGGAGGGGACGAGCGGGGGGGAAGACGUCGUAGCUCCGAAUUACCAAACAUCGGCGCUACCGGCGUGGCACGUGAGCGAAACGCGCACGGACGCACGAGAGACUCACGUUAACGCGGAUUUUGUAAACAUAAACAUGGUGUCAUCGACGCAAAACAACAUCAAGAUCAUCGACGAGUGCGCGCGUAAGAAAACGAGUGUAAACAACGACGGGAAUGAACCCGCACAACCGACGUCCUCGGUUAACGUUGCGGUUAACAAACUUUUUAAUUUGCAACGUAAACCGGUUGUGGAACUGACGAAGAUGAAGGAGGUCGAGAAUUUGUUGCUUCAAAAGAAAAGUGGUGCUGGAAGAUGUGAGAAAAAAUACGGCUCGAAGGAGCAGCGCGAUGGACACAAGCGUGGUGCCGAUUCCGCUCUGCACCGAUUGAAGGACAAGUUGUCAAUGAAGAAUCGUUCGGGCAAGACGAGCGAGGACAGUUUGAUGAAGAAGCUCAAAGACAUGAAAAAAUCGAAAACGCCGGGCGGUAACGCGAGAGAAACGAUACUGGCCAGAAUGUUGGAGAUCGACAUGAAGAUACACAACUUGAUGGUCGAAAAGCUCAAGUUGCACGAGUUGCUGCACGGCAACGACGCGUCGUUAACGGGAGUUAAUGACGCGUCGCGUUCCGUGGCGAACAACACCGCCGCGGUGACAUCGGUCAUCACCGCGAGAGAAAAUAAUACGAUGUCCGUCCAGUCUGGAACGUCGCCAAUAACACAAUUAUCACCGAACGCCGAGACGACAACAAACCGUGCCAAACAAGAUAAACACUCGUCGACGUCUUUAUCAAGACGAUCGUCUAGCAAGCAGAGAAAGAGAAACAUAUCUCACAGUUCCGAGGAAGAUGAGAUCGCGAACUUCACGCACAAGUCGAAAAUGCCCGUGAUCAAGUGGAAGAAGAAACCGCGAUUGGAACUGAAUAGCAGCAGAGGACGCAGGGAUGACGACGAGGACGACGAGGAUGACGACGUAAAGACCAAGGAAAAGGAAAAAAUGAACGCGAAAACGGAGCGGCGAGUCGCUCUGGCUCCUUCGCAGAAAAAACCUGACGAUCCGGUUGACAACAGGUCCAAGAAUAAUCAGGAGUCUGAAUCGAGUUCUGUUUUGGAUGUUCGCGACGCGCGAACGCAGGAACCCGCGGCGAAGAUCGACGAUAACGUCGUCGACAAGACGCCGCCCUCGACGUGCGCGAGCAAAAAUCUUACGCCGGACAAAACGAACGCGGACAAUCGUUCGGAGCGACCGAAUUCGGUCGAAAGGGAAGAGACCGAACAUGUAGACGUCGACAAGAGAAGCGAGACUCGAACGCCGAGCGAAUGCGCGAAGACGUGCUCGCGGCCGUCGAGCAGACAGGUGCACAGCACGCCGGAACCCAUAUAUACCGACGACAGCACCUGGGAUUCCAUGGUGCAGAACACCGUGUCGGAGACGCACGAGAAUCGCAAGACGAUAUCGCCUCUCGUUCUGCUCGACGAGUCGCUGAAGAAGGAAAUGGCCAAGUCGCGAAAGAUGAAGGCGAUGAUGCGCAAGAAGAAGAAGAAGCAACUGGACAUUUUUCUAAACUCGGUCAACAAACUGACGGAGGAGGAGGAGGAACUGCCACUGUCUUGUCUGUACAUAAGAAAGUUGCAGCAAAAGCGAGAUUUGCUCGACUCGCUCAGCGACAAGAAGAAGGACACGAAGGACCGGACGAAGAACUUGGACGAGGCGACAAACGCCGUUCAAACGGAUAAAGCGGAGGAGAAUCCGCAAGAGGAGAAUCCGCAAGAGGAGAAUCCGCAAGAGGAGAAUCCGCAAGAGGAUAAGCCACCUCAGCCGGAAGCGCCCGCUCCCAACGACAUCUCAACAUCUAACGUCUCUUCUGUGUUACAGCCGAGUCAUCAGUUUUGCAUCGACGCCGAAGCGAACGCCAAUUCGGAUUGGCCGUCAUCGGAGAAAGAGAACGUCGGUGAGGUUGCACCGCAGGAUAAUAACGAUGCUAACAGUAGCUCGGAUUAUGUUUUCAGAUCCGUGAGCCAGAACAGAGUCACCUUCCAAGACGAACGUAAUAUGGAGCCUGACAGCAGCGUGACACCGGAAGACACUUUAAUUGAAAAACAUUCCGCAGACAACGAGUUGAUCGAGAACUCGAGAACGCGAUCAGGCUCUAUGUCGCGCGAUGAUCGUUCCAAAGAUCGUAAUAAAAUUCCAGAUAUUAAAGUAUCUGUACCCAAAACACUAAUAGACGACGAUUUCAGCGUAAGAUUGUUGCAGAAAUUCAAGGAAACGGAGACCGGUGUUGAUUCUACGUCUUCGAGCGCGCUUCCGGCGAACGCUGAGAAGGUGGAAGAGAUUAAUAAACAAUCAGAGAUUAUAUUGGAGACUGAGACUAAGUCGACGGAUAAUAACAAGAGCGAAGAGGCGAAAGAGACGGAUUUGAUCGAGGAAGACAAAGACAAAAAUGAAGAUUCGGCAAAAGAUCCUAGUCCCGCUGUCGAGGAAAACACAUGCGCGUUGCAAGAAAAAGAGGCAACCGAUGAUGGUACGAAAGACGUGCCGUCCUCGGCGCAAUCGGUACAGCUCGAUUAUUCGGAACCUGAGAAGGAAACUAGUUCCACCGACAGCGUCGAAUCCAACGAGAAGAUGGAUCCAACGACGGACGCGGCGCGCGACUCGCACAACACGGAUGUUAUCGCAGAAGAGACGGAGCCGAAGAAAUCGGAUGCUGAAUCCGAACAGUCGUCAAACGACGACGCGAUCGCCACGAAACUGGACGAACAAAAUAUGGAAGUCGCAACUGCCGAGCAAGAGGAAAGGAUCGACUCCGAUGAUGUUCCCGCAUCGUCCGAGAAGAUUGUUCCAGAAAACAGCGGUGAUAUUGUUCCAGCUAGCGACGAGAAGAUAGACGAGACAGCUGAUACGCCCGUCGAGUCAACGUCUAGUCUAGAGUCGACUUCCGCUUCUUCGCUUAAAGAGAUCGGAAAAAACGAGGAAAUGAAUAAAAAGCCUCGUCGAAAGCAAGCGACGUCAGUGCCGACUCGAAGAAGCCACAGACAUAUCAGUGAGAACGUUAAGCUCACCAGAACGGGUUCUACCGAGAGCUCAGAGUCCAAGGGCAAAAUUUCGCGGAGAAAGAGAAAACACACCGAGUGGCAAAUGAUGAACUGCAAAGUGAAAGUGAUCGAUUGUAAAUAUACGUUUUUGAAACCGAACGUCAGUUCGAGACUUCUCGAAAAAUACGGAUUAAUUCACGUUAAUUCUUAUCCGUCUGAUUCUUACAAAUUACCCGCACAACGCGCCGUAUCGCACGGCGAUCAUCCCGCUUUGAUGGUCUCGGAAGACGAUUCUUCCCAGAGCGCGUCUUGCGACAAAGACAUAUCCGAACUUGAGGUUUUAGAGGAAAAGUUGAUUAAGAAAACUGGCGAUAGUAAUAUCGUUCAGGAACCUGCUUUGCACGCGGCGACGACCGACGAUCAGCAGGAAUCAAUGAGAAUACAAUAUAAUGAUCACACCGGUCCUAUUCUGGAUAUUAAGGUUUUUGAAAAUUCUUUUUUAGCGGCGAGCGAAGACGGCAAAAUAUACAGGUACAGUCGAACGUCCGACAGGAUAUUAAACAUCUACAAGGGUCAUAAAUCUGCAGUGACGUGUCUCCACAUUAACACCGACGCCAUGAACAAGAAGUUUGUGUAUUCCGGUUCAUUGGAUGGCAAUCUGCGUUGCUACAAUAUUAUGACUGGUGAAUUGAUGAAGAAUUCAGUGCAGAUAAACAGUGCCAUUCAGUGCAUGGACGAAGCUUGGGGAUUGAUUUUUAUUGGAACCAAGUCCGGAAAUGUUUCCCGUUUCAAUAUCAAAGCCGGUUGCAUCAAAGGAAGCAAUAUACACUUUUCGGAAAUGUCCGUGCUCGCGCUCAAGGCGACGAACGAGGGUUCGCGAAGAAUUCUCAUUGUGGCGUCCCGAAGUCAACCGAUAACGAUACGGGACGCACAGACCGGCUUAUUCCUUCGCACGAUUAGCAGUCAGAAAAAUCACACGGUUUACAGUUUGAUGCGCCAUCAGGGCUUGAUCUAUUGUGGUACAAGCAGCACGUCGAUAAACGUUUUUGAUUUCACGACUGGCGAGCAGACAAUUCAAUACAAAGCCGGCGUCGGCAUUGUGUGUAUGCGGCUGCACAAACAAUUGCUAUUCGCGGGAUGUUACGAUGGCAAUAUUUAUAUUUUUGAUACGAGGAAUCACAAAUUAGUGUGCACUAUACCAGGUCCGGGAAAUAUGCUGCUAAGUAUAGAAGUAAUAGAUAAUAAGAUUAUAGCAGGAAGUAAAGACAAACGUUUGCACUUGUGGCAAAUGCCGACCGAAGUAUGUGCCUUACUUUGAGAUUACGAGACAAAACUGUUCAAAGGAAUCAUCACUCGUGCCAGGUUUUCUACUCGUACAUUUCGCUUUUAAGAUAGACGUACUUUAGUUAAAGAGACAAAAAGACAAAUUUAGUUAAAGAGAGAGAAAAACAAUUAAAAUAGAGACUCUUUUCUGGUCUCUUCUAUUGUCGUGUAGCGAAGCGUUUUCUGCGAGAAAAUAACAGAAAUUAUACUGGAAUAAACAUUGUAGUACGUCUAGAUGCAUAUAUAUAUAUAUAUAUAUAUAUACAUAUAUACACAUGCAUAUAUAUACACAUAUGCAUAUAUAUGUAUAUAUCACAUGGCUGAAAGAUUGAUUGUGUAUAUCUGUGUCUUUAUCUCUUAAAUAGCUUUAGGCCAUUGUUAUGUUUAUUGUUUUACAUUCUUUAUCAUUAUCAUUUGAUAAUAUCAUCUUACAUACAGGGUGCUAAAAUGAUCAUUACGACUGGUACUACAUAUAGUACUAUACGACAGCGUGUACGAACUUUCUAAGAACUUUUAGUGAAAAAUCGUGUGUUGUUAAUUAAUAUCGCUUACUUUUAGCCGAUAGAGACUAGAUGAUCAUAAUGCUACACAUUAUAUAUAAUAUAGUACGUAUAUUAUAUAUAUAUAUACAUAUAUAUAUAUAUACAUAUAUACAUAUAUACAUAUAUAUAUAUAUAUGAAAAGUACAGUUGUAUUAAAGAUAUACAGUUACUGAAGACUAAGAAGAAAAAAUAGCUAAGCGUGCGAAGCGAAGAAUAAAUUUCUACUUUAUUCGAAAACGCGCGUUGCAAAAAUUUAAUCUAUGCGAAUGAGCAAUUUCUCACAAUAAGCAAUUGCAAUAAUGUUCUUUAAAAACAUGAGACUGGAAUAGUAAUACUUCACGAUAGUUAAAUAUGAAUUUCGUAACUCUAACGGUGUAUAUCUGUGUGUGCGUGUACACAUUUGUAACAUGAUAUUUCGUUUUUAUUAUCAUGCAAAAGAUCUGCUAUAUCGUGUUCCUACGAGACGUUAUGAGACUCUACCGUACGUACAUCGCAAUAUCGUAUCAUUUUUUUUUUCUUUAAUAUUGGAUUGGUCAGAAAGUCUUUUCGUAUUUCAAUACGAAAAGACUGACCAAUUUCAAUACGUUUACAUUAUAAUUUAUAAUUUAUAUAAUUGUGUUUAUACGUGUAUAAAUAUAUUAUAUUUUUUUCACAUUUUUUCCUCACGUAAUUUGUUACACGCACGGUAUCAACACACACAUACACAUAUAUAUAUUUAUAUAUCUAUAUAUAUAUAUAUCUUGCUGCAAUUAAAACAUCUGUUGUAAAUAAGAAACUGUACCAAAAAAACACUAUGUGACAAGCCACACAUGUGAUAUAAUUAACAAACAAAAAAAAGACACGCGAAAUCAAAGUGAUAUUCGUGUUGUGUAUAUGCGUGCGCUAUAAAGAAUCACAUAAGUUUAUAUAUUACUUAAUCAAAUAAGUAUCAUUAAUCGUUAUUACAUUGUGUACUUAUCGACUGGAUGUACAUAUUCAAUAUUGUCAACACCAAAACUGUCUCAUAAUAAUAUUGUAUUUAUAAACGUACGCAGUAUACACUUGCUGUCUAUACAUAUAUAUACACAUAUAUAUAUUUAUGCGAAAGCUGUGGGAGAUAUAUAUUGUUAGGAUAUUACUUAGGAUAACGAUAUUUGAUACCUUUCUUCGUACGUAAAGUUUUCGAUUAGGAUAAUACACACACACAUACACACACACACAUAUAUAUAUAUACGCGUUGUAUGUAUAUAUUUUCUGUUGUUUUUACACAUGAGUUGCAGACGAGAUGUCACGGAUGUACGCAAGACGAAAAAGAUUUCCACACACACAUAGUUCCUUAUUUCUUUUAUUAUAUAAUUUUUUUCUUUGUUUUAAAAACAUUCAAUGUUUAGAACUUGUAAAGACAUCGUUGGCACGGGAUAACAUGUGCACAAAGUGAAUAAAAUAUAUAUAUAUACAUACAUAUAUAUAUAUAUAUAUUUUUCGUAUUCACAUAAAAAUUUA